Messenger RNA from Elaeis guineensis (African oil palm), 3611 nucleotides. RefSeq lists its product as uncharacterized. The record is from RefSeq and is a predicted model, not a curated record. Gene Ontology annotation, molecular function: zinc ion transmembrane transporter activity. Gene Ontology annotation, cellular component: Golgi apparatus; membrane. Gene Ontology annotation, biological process: intracellular zinc ion homeostasis; transmembrane transport; zinc ion transport. Lineage: Eukaryota; Viridiplantae; Streptophyta; Magnoliopsida; Arecales; Arecaceae.
UGCCCUGGAACGGUACUCGCCUUUAGCCGCUGGUCUAGCUUAGGCUCCCUCUAAAACCCACCAGCCCCAACCGCCGCCGGAUCUCGCUCCCUCCGCCGCCAUGAGCGGCCACAACCACCAGCACCACCCCCAUCGCCACCUCCGCCUCUCCAUCGCCCCUCCUCCUCCCAUCCCCAUCCCCCGCAUCUACCCUCCCUUCCCCGGCGCCCCCGCCACCCCCUCCUCCAUAUCCACCCCCUCCGCCUCCACCCCCUCCAAGCGCCGCCACUCCUCGUCAUCCACCACCUCCUCCUCCGCCACCUCCCUCCUCCUUGCCCUCUUUUCUCUCCGUUCCCUCUACUCUCUGCUCCCCUUCAUCCGCUCCACCCCCUUCUCCUUCUCCCUCUUCCCCUUCUCCUUCCUCGUCUCCCUCCUCUCCUUCGCCCUCUCCCUCCUUUCCCUCGCCCUCUUUCCUUCAUCGCCUUCCACCGACCCCAACAUCCCUCGUCUCCUCUCCUUUAAAGCCAUAACCCUGCCCCUCUCCUCCCCCUCCCUCCUCCGUCCCCUAGCCGCCAAGUCUGCCCUUCUCACCCUCGUCUUCCUCCUCCGUUUCCAUGCCCUCCGCUAUUGCGGCGCCGGCGCCUCCAUCCUUGCCGACAUCGCUGGUGCCCUCGCCGCCAAAUCCCUCUCCGACGGCCCCCGCGCCUUCGCCGGCCCCCGCUCUGCCCGCCGCGGCAACCGGAUCCGCGGCCUUGCGGCCCUACUCGUCGCCAUCUCCCUCCUCUCCUUCAGCUGGGAUCGCGCCGGCUGCUUUCCUCUGUCCUCCUUCCCUCCUCCCACUGAGGGAUGCGCCCGGCUCGCUCCCAUGCUGCUCCCUUUCGUUGCGGGCUUCCUUGCGUACCACGAGCGAUCCGCCGCCAACUGGAUUUCGCUGAGGCAAUUGGGCCGGAGACGGGUUCGGCUCUUCACUCUCGCCCUCACCACUGCCAUCCUAUUUCUUCCGGCAUUGGCUAGCUUUCUGCUGGCUGAGGGCGAGGAUGGUGCGGUAUCGGUGAUGAGUGUGGGAUGGCCGCUGAUAAAUACAGUGGUUUUUGGUGUGAUUCUGGCUGAGAACUAUGGCGAUGAGAAGGCAACGUUCGGUGCAAAUUUCCGCCGGGAUUUCGUGGUAACCUUCUUUUGUACUCUUGUCUUAGAGCUUUUCUACUUCCCCAAGCUCUCUCUGCCCGGUUUUCUUUUCUGUGGCUUAUUGUUGUGGAUUUCAGUAAAGGAAUUGGGUUCCUCUUCUUUGAAUUAUGUGGAGCUAGGGAGUGCUGAUUAUCCGGAGUCUUUAUAUUCCAUGAUCAUGAAACCGAUUCGGCACAUUCUGAGUGAAAGAAAGUCUCGCAAGAUUGCUCUUUUCCUCCUUAUUAACACGGCCUACAUGGUGGUGGAAUUUGUAGCUGGGUUUAUGAGUAAUAGCCUUGGUUUGAUAUCAGAUGCUUGUCAUAUGCUGUUUGAUUGUGCUGCCCUGGCAAUUGGGUUAUAUGCUUCGUAUAUUUCAAGGUUGCCUGCAAACAGUCAGUUUAAUUAUGGUAGAGGUAGGUUUGAGGUGCUUUCGGGAUAUGUUAAUGCUGUGUUCUUGGUUCUUGUUGGUGCGCUUAUCGUUCUGGAGUCGUUUGAGAGGAUUCUUGAUCCUCAGGAGAUUUCGACAAAUAGCUUGUUGGCUGUUUCAAUUGGGGGACUUGUGGUGAACAUGGUGGGUCUGGUUUUCUUCCAUGAGGAGCAUCAUCAUGCACAUGGUGGCGGCGGCACAUGUUCUCAUUCACACUCCCAUUCCCACUCCCAUCAUCACCACCACCACCACCAUCAACACGUACACGAAGGAGAUGUGAAGUCUGGGCAUCACCAGUAUGUUGGGGUUCCUUGUGAGUCAUUGGUCGGACAUUCUCAUGAUGGCCGUGAACAUCAUGGUUGCAAUCAUGAUGGUCUUCCUCAUAGUCACAGUGAUGACUGUGGGAAUGAUAGCGGUCCCUGUCACGGUCAUGAACAUGGCCAGAAUUCCCAUAGUCGUGAGCAUAAUCACGACAAUCAACUCCAUCAUGCUGAAGUUCAUUUUCAUCAAAGGCUUGAUGACUCUUCAAGAAGUUCUCAGAAUCCUUGUUCUGAAGGUCAUGCCCACAAUGACUUUCAUGUUGAGAAAGAAAGCAGCAGGAAGAAAGAGCCUCUGGACUUGUCUCAGAACUUGGACCACGCUCAUUGUGACUCUUAUACAGAGGAAUCAUCAGUAAAAGGAAAAUCAUCUAGUGAUAUGCAAAAGCAUCAUCAUCACAUUGAUCAUAACAUGGAAGGGAUCUUCUUGCAUGUUCUAGCUGACACGAUGGGAAGUGUCGGGGUGGUAAUUUCAACACUUCUUAUUAAAUACAAGGGAUGGCUUGUAGCAGAUCCAGCAUGCUCUAUAUUUAUUUCAGUACUGAUUGUAUCUUCUGUAAUUCCAUUACUGAGGAACUCUGCUGAAAUAUUGCUACAAAGAGUUCCUAGAGCUCAUGAACGGGAUCUGAAAGUAGCUGUAGAUGACAUUAUGAGGAUUCGGGGUGUCUGCGGCAUCCAAAACAUGCACGUCUGGAACUUCACAAAUACGGACAUUGUUGGCACUCUUCAUCUUCAUGUGUUGGCGGAAACUGACAAGGCUUCUGCUCUGAGAAGUGCAUCAAAACUAUUGCAUGAAGCUGGGAUUGAAGAUUUGACAAUCCAGGUGGAUUGCGUAAAAGGAUAGCAAAGAGUUUCACCAACAUCACUCAACCGCAAAAUUUGUAGCACAAAAGAAUUUGGUGCUUGUUGUGACCUCUAAUCAGGAAAAAAAGGGUUCAAUUCGUAUAUUUCAGUGGUAACACUUGAUCAGUAUGGUUCUAUCACCAUUUAUCAGGUGUCUUUGUUAUUUCUUUUAUCUAUGCAGAAAGAGUGCUGAGUAUGAAUUUGCUGAUUGUUCACUUUUGCUAUUCCUCAAGCACGUUGUGCAGCACUUAGAAGCUCUGUUUGCCCUCAAUUGCCUCUAAAUUUCAUUGGUAGGCUGACUUAAAAGCAAAACUUCCAAGUGCUGCACAGUGCAUGUUUGGAAUAGCAAGCCCAUGACAUGAUGUUACUAAAUGUAUGUUUUGUUUAAUCAUUUUAAGGUUGAAGAGCUAGCCUGCAAUGCUCUGUCUUGAAUUAUUGAACCAUAUGUAUUAUGUGCACAGAAUUGUUGGGCUGUCAGUUGCUUGAAAAGAUUAUGUUAUUGUCAAGACUCAAGAAGCAUGUAUGUGGGGAAGGUAUUUCAACUUUUAAUUUUAAGAUGUUUUGAUAACUUGUAAUUAGCCUCUUUCCAGAACUAGGUAAUAUCUGUUCGGAUCCAUUUCUUAUCUGAAUCUACCUGAAUAUGGACACAAUUUUGAGUACCCAACUAAUAUCCAUAUCUGUAUCCAUAUCCAUUAAAGAAAAAUAGAUUUGGAUAUGGAUAAACAACUAUCCGAUCUAUUAUCUAUAUAUGAAUAUCUCUCAUUCACUUUGCAAACAUCUGACUUCUUUCUUUUCUGAGUUUCAAUAACAACAUUUGAGAAACCGACCCAACAUUAUAAGAUCAAAAUUUUGACCUCAGUUUGUGAAGCAUCAGAAAGGCA